AUGACCGACUUCGUAACGGUAAUAUAUACAGUGGUCGUCGGUCCACAACCUACGCCGCAGGAUAUAGAUGAAGAUGAAAAACGAGAGGAAGAAAGCGAAGAAGAUCUGGUGGAUGAUGUGGACGUAGUCGUAGAGCUAAUCAGAGUAGGCACCAACGACGAGGAUGAAGAUUUAGUAGUUGACGUAGAAGAUGAGGGGGUAGAAGACUUCGUUAUUACUAAUGCGGGGGUAGAGCUCGUUGAAGUGGUUAUCAAUAAGAGAGCCGUGGAAGUCCUAGUUGUUGAUGUAGAGGAUGAAGAAGAGGAUAAAAGGGUAGAGGAUCUCGUUGUCACUAUUGUGGGGGAAGAGCUAACCGAAGUGGUUCUCGAUGGAGAGGAAGUUGGAAGGGUAGCAAUUCUAGAUGUUGACGUAGAGGAUGAAGUGGUAGAAGGUCUAGUUGUUGAAGUGACAAGAGGGGAUGUUGCUGGAGUAAUUAUCAAUGCAGGAAGAGAGGCAGACGAAGUUGUGGAGCCUAAAUAA
Botrytis porri is the source of this 519-nucleotide messenger RNA. RefSeq lists its product as uncharacterized. NCBI's taxonomy places the organism in Eukaryota, Fungi, Ascomycota, Leotiomycetes, Helotiales, Sclerotiniaceae. Bases 1 to 519 code for a protein of 172 amino acids. The record is from RefSeq and is a predicted model, not a curated record. The transcript is spliced from 2 exons.